AUGGAUUAAUGCAAAACAUAUUCUCACAUUAGAUCAAUAUCAUCUUGUAAGUCUAAACAUAAAAUUUCUAAUAAGUCUCGUGAUUUAAUCAACCCUAGAAAGAGGUCUGUUACAUUUAAUAGUGAUGUUGAUUUAAUUAAAUCAAUAAGUUGCCAAGAAAAUUUACUUGAUUUAAUAGGGAAGGUACAGAAAUAAAAAUAAGAUUACCUAUUAUCUCUUUAAAAUUCUUAAAUGUCUUUACUUCCACCUUUGAAAGUAGAAGAAGAAGAAAUUAAGACAUCAAAAUAAUAAGUGAAAAAGUAGACUAAUAAAGAAUAUUAUGAAUUUACAAUACCUAUGGAUCCAUAUAAAAAACAGUUGUAUUAAAAAUUAAAUAUAUAUGGGAAAUUCAUUGAACCAACACAAUAUAAAAAAAUAGAUUACUAAUAAAUUUAGACAUUGUAUAUUAUUUAUUAUUAUAUGAUUAGUGAAUCAGCAAUUUCAUAAAUUUAAUUUUAAGAAUGCAAUAAAGAAAAGAUAAACAAAUUAUAAGAAUAAGAUACUUAAAAAUAAAUGGAUAAGUUAAAUUCAUAAGUUGAUGAUACUUAAAGAUUCAAUCAAUAAUAUUAUUCAAAUUAUAAUCAAGAUUAUGAUUUAUUUUAAGAAUAGUAGAAAAUGAACAAAAUUAUUAAUGAAGCGUUAAAAUUUAAAUAGUAAAAAAGAGAACCUAUUAAUGCAUCAAAGAGUGUUAAAUAAAAGAGAACAUAAAUGAGGAAUUAUCUUGAAAAUUAAUAUUAGAAUGCAUUAAAUUCUGUAAUGUAGGGUAUUAAUAUAAAUACAGAAGAAGAUAAUCUAUUUAUAAGAAAGAAAUACUAAAAAAGAAUUAAAUUAAAUACUUCUUUUAAUAAUUCAAGAAUUACUUCCUAAUAUACAAAAAAAGCAAUUUCUUCUUAAAUUAUUCACCCUGAUAGAUAAGACUUUGUUAAUAAGACUCUAGAGAUCUAUGAUAAAUGCAAUACUUAUCUUAAUUGA
Paramecium pentaurelia is the source of this 1011-nucleotide messenger RNA. The record is from the annotation of a GenBank genome assembly. Lineage: Eukaryota; Ciliophora; Oligohymenophorea; Peniculida; Parameciidae.